AGAUAGUUCCUCUCAAGGAAUGAAGUAGCACUCGUGUAGACUACACCAUUACACUCAUCCAACAAUGACAGGCUGAAAUAAUGGUACAUAUACUGAAUGGCGAAUAAAAUACAAUAAUAAUAUCAGGAGAUUGGUAGACACAGAUACACGAAUGUUAUUUUCUCUACUAUCAGUGCCAGCGAUAGGGUAUCAGCAGUCACCAGCAGAUGUGUUCAUGAGCCGUAAGUUGAGAACUGCCUUAGAAAUUUUUAACCCCCUGGCCAAGACAAAACCAACACAAACAGUGGAGCUAGACAGGAAAGUAAAAGUGCGGAGAUUUUGCCACGGUGUUGUGCCCAAGGUGCACGCCCUCUCCCUUGGUUUACCUGUGUUGUUAUUAUUAAGUGAGAACUUGGACUCGACGCCUGCGGGGCUUGCAACCCGCAAUUCUGGCGCGUCUAGGCAGCAGUCUGUCGUCCAGGCAAACAGUUCGGUGUGAAGGAAAAAGUGUUCCAGGGAUAAAAAAAAAAUUCCUCCUAUUGUCAACAUCAGGAGAUGACGUCAUAUCGGAAGGCAGCUAUUGCUGUGACUACCUAGAAGACUGUUCUAGAAGGUUCUUUUCUGGACUAAUCGUCGCUUCUACGUGUAUAUGCCUGCCGCACCAAGCGUCGUCACUAUGCCCGCCGACGCUCCGACUCCACAGAGGCCGUCACGUUGCCGGAUCUCCGCUGGAACGACGCGCGUCUGGUAUGGCAACGAAACCCUAAGUCACUUUUGGCGAUAUAAUUAUUUCGGAACUUGAGGUGAUAGAAUAUUUCAAAGGUGGAUCACUGAAAUAUUUGGUUGGAAAUAUUCUAAGUCUAGUUUGGACUUUGCCAUUUUCUGGGGCCGUUGCGUGUCGUCGCCGUUUUUAUGUUGGUGACCUAUGGGCGUAGUGGCUGGUGGCGGUUGUGGCUGGAGUUGUUGAGCUGGUCGGUAGUUGUAAAUAGAGGCGGGCGGCUUUCGCAGGUUGGACUUCCGUUACUUGAACGUGGCUACUGUGGCUACCAGUCCUUACGUACGUUACAUGACGUGUGAUACGCUUAUGUAACGAAACAACAGCUAUGCUGAAUUGAAGUCAGCAUGGCGGCGCAUUUAUGAAAAUCAAUGCCCAACUUAGUUUUUCGUGACUGCAUAUACGUAGUUUGUUUACAAUAAGUUACGUAAGACUCGCAAACUUAUGCAGAGACAGUGCACAUGUUAACGCGAGUGGAUUACGCGUUUGAAGUCUUCGGUGAAGGGAGAAAUAUCUGAUGAAGCACGCAGGAGGCGGUGUGCUUGUUCUGUGCUUUACUCCAUGUGCAGAAACGAGUGCAUGCGCAAACUGUAUGCGGACCUCUCCUGAUAUCUGGUACCAAGAGACCGUCUGGCAGGGCGGUGUCGGUGUGCAAUUGGUUUGAACACUUCCGCCUGCAGAGCGAGUCACUGGGGAGCGAGCUCUGCGCAUCACGACCACUAGUCGGCGCCAGCGAGUGGCAACUCGCUAGCAUCGCUACAUAAUUGAAGAGCAUGGCUGCUACAUCCCCGCCAGGUUUGUGUUCGUGGGGGUUCUGAUGCUGGGUACUUUCCUGAACGUGAUCCUGCGAUCGUCGCUGCCCAUUUCGCUGACCGUGAUGGUGCGGAGGAACAGCAGUGGCGGGGGAGGUGGCUCCGUGGAGGAAGACACCUGCCCCGCCCCACAGACCGAGCAGCAAGCCCCGUCCGCCGGCGUCGUGACCGGCGAGUUCGACUGGGACGAGGUGACCCAGAGCCAGAUCCUCACUGCCGCCACCUACGGCGUGCUGGCCUCGACCUUGAUCGGCGGCCGCGUGUCCGAGUUGUGGAGUCCCAAGUACAUGUUCACCAUAUGCUACGGCGUGUCCGCUGCCAUCUACAUGCUCCUGCCAGUCACCGCCGAUUGGAACGUUAUCGCCGUCGUCGUGUCCCAAGUGCUCAGCGGCCUAUUCAGCGGCCCUUUGCAACCUGUGAUGAUGAAUAUAUGUGCAGCCUGGUUUCCUCCACAGGAAAGACAACUACUAUUUUCAAUCACAAUGGCUGCUCUGCCUCUGGGCGGAAUAGCAUCAAACUUGCUCACGGGAAACCUGUUGGGGGUCGUGGGCUGGAGGAUCGUGUUCUACAUGUUCGCGUCCCUGGUCGCCGCUUGGACGCUGCUGUGGAUGAUAUUCGUGUACGACUCGCCAAACAGCCAUCCUAGAAUCUCUGACGAAGAACGUACCUACAUUACUGAAAGCAUUAAGAAAAAUGAAAAUCAGGUGGCGGCCAAGCUGCCGUGGAAGCAGAUGCUGCUGUCCGUGCCCAUGUGGGCACACGUCAUCAUGGGCCUGCCCGCACAGUGGCUGAACGCAACUCUCUCCAACUACCAGCCAACCUACAUGAGGAACAUUCUGCACUUCGACACGGCCAUGAUGGGAAAUAUAUCUGCAGGUGGUACAGUUAUCACUUGUAUAAGCUCAGUAUUUUUUGGAUUCUUGUCCCAAUGGAUACGGAAAAAGAAGUAUUUAUCCCAUCUUGUGACAUACCACGUCUUUAAUGGCAUAUCUACGCUUGUCCCGGCUGUACUCUUGGUCAUUCUCACUUUCGUCGGCUGCAAUCCAUGGGCCAUAGUCCCUCUUCUCGCCCUGGUGGGGAUCAUGUCGGGCGCCUACAUCGGCGGCAGCCAGCUCAACCACAUGGACCUGGCCGUCAACUACACGGGCACCAUCCACGGGUUAUCGGCCACCGUGUACAGCGUGGUCGGCAUCGUCGCGCCGAACAUCGUCGGAGUGAUCACCAACAACAAGCAAACAUUGACUGCUUGGAACACAGUUUUCUACAUCGCUGCUGGUGUGAAAAUACUUCCGUUCUUCUUUUUUCUUUUCUUCGGCUCCGUGAAGGAACAACCUUGGAACCGUAUCGAACAAGAAGAGACAGAGAGUACAGACUCAAAAAUAACGAUAAAGGUCGGGAUUGACAAUGGAGCGGAAGAACAUACACGCUUUUAAAGGUGCUUAAGUGCAGUUGCCAAUUAGAAAAAAAACAUAUACAAUUCCCUUGAUAUGACACGUAUUGUUGAAUUUGAAAACAGGGGUGUGUCUUUGUGCUAUAAAUGUGUAAUUAUGUUGGUAAUCGAAGAAUCUGAAGUUUGAAGUCUAAACUACAUAAUUAGUUAGAACUUGUUCAGCGCUGCUCAACUGCUUUCUCCACUGCUGUAUGGAGAUUAUUUAGUACAUUUUGUUCCUCUGUGUUGGUUUAUGUCAAACCCCUUUUUCCUCAUACACACAAGUGUAAACCUGAGGAACGUGGGUUAGCUUUGUUACUUCACUGAAUUUUAUCAAGCAGUGCUUUUGAUCAACCAGUCCACUACACUUCUCAUGCAGCAGUUAAUGUGGUCAAGUAAAAAGUAGUCAGUUUAUGAAAAUAUUCUGUUUUGACUAAUGUCAAAUAAAUUUCUCGUUCAAUAUAUAAAUUAUUCUCGUCUUAUGAUUUUGCUAUUGUAUUGUGUUGUUAGUGCGAGUUUUUAAAUGUGCUAUUUGUUGAACUCAAAGCGUUUUAGUGUGUAAUAUCGAUAACAGUUUAAAUUAGGUCCAUACGACAUGUUUUAACACUUACCGCUUCAUAGGGUCACGAUAAUAUGUUUCGUUGCUAAAAUACUCGGGACUAAUAUGCGAAUUUUACACUCAUAUUGCGUUAGCAUAUCGUAGUAAAACUUUAAAUAAACAACCAAGUAGUAGAUAAUUCCCAUACAUACGAUAUCUUAAGGCAUUAUUCACAGUGUGCAUUCGGUAAGUAUGCAAUUGGCAGUCGGAUGUCUGUGUAGUCACAAGAAGCUCACGAAUAUAAUUUGACACGCCGACGUGUUUUGCUCGCUCCGUGUAUAAAUGUUAAACAAACUCACAUUCUAACAUGGAAAACAUUUAUAUUUUGAUUGAAAAACCUCCUAUUAAAAUGCUCCAUUUCACUUUUAAACAGUUUAUGUUUGAUAACUGAAGUAAAAAAAAAAAAAAACAAGAAAUCAUAAAGCUAAUAUUUUUUUACUAUAUACAAAAUUAAACCGUAAAGUUAAUUUACUUUCUUCAGUUACAUAAAAUCUAUUGUUGAAAGUCAUUGAAGUCAUACAUUAGAACUUUACCUUUUAUCAAUUUAAAUACAAUAUAAGCUAAACACAUCAAUCAGCAUCUAAUACAGUGCUCUUGUCUGGUAGAAGGCACUAGGCCGAAACGCAUUUGACCGAAAUUUCUGCCUAGUGCCUUUCGGCCUAGUGCUUUUCGGCCUAGUGCUUUUCGGUCAAGUGCCUUUCGGUCUAGUGCCUUUCGGCCUGGUGAUUUUCGGCCUAUUGCCGCUUUCUCCUCCCCCUUCUCUUUUCUAGACACCUGCGACGUUACAAUGCCUCAUGUCUCUUAAGUUCUGCAAGUCUACCAGGUCUGCUACCACAGGGUUAACAAUAAUACGUGCAGCAAGCACACUCUCCACAAGUACAGUCUCGUGCAGCAAUCGGUACCAGCUGGGUGGAGCAGAUUGCAUCUCCGACAGCCAAUAGCUGGACUGCCAACUGUGCAUUGUGAAUCAGCAUUACGAAAUUACUGUUGUUUUCUGUGAUGAUGUUCGUCAUACUCAUUUCAUUUCACUUUCAUUGUUAAUAUAUGCGUCACGCUGUUGUCGAUCUUAUGCCAUUGAGCUCCGAGUCCCAUGAGAAAAUUGUCAAUAUGUUUAACAUUUAAUUUUAUAUUUUUAUAUCAUGUAGCGUAUGGUGGUGUGUAGUAAGCCAAUUUUGACACAUUAUGUUUGUUAUUUUCUGUACAAUUGUUUCCUUAUAUUGAUAUGCAAGUACUUAUUAAUGUUU
Bacillus rossius redtenbacheri is the source of this 4837-nucleotide messenger RNA. RefSeq names its product sialin-like. Gene Ontology annotation, biological process: transmembrane transport; monoatomic anion transport. Gene Ontology annotation, cellular component: membrane. The record is from RefSeq and is a predicted model, not a curated record. Gene Ontology annotation, molecular function: transmembrane transporter activity. The transcript is spliced from 9 exons. Bases 1572 to 2999 code for a protein of 475 amino acids. NCBI's taxonomy places the organism in Eukaryota, Metazoa, Arthropoda, Insecta, Phasmatodea, Bacillidae.